AUGUCUUUGCCCCUAUAUUUUAUUUCAUGGAAUUGCAGAGGAGGUUUAUUCAACAGUAGGAAGCAGAAAUUUAUUCGUCAGAUGGUUUCUACACAUGAUUUAUUAUUUAUCGGUCUUGUGGAGUCCAAAAGAGAAAUUGUUGAUAAUUUUCUCAUUAACAAUUUAUGGCCUAAUUUGGACUUUGGCUUCGAUUGGAUUCCUUCUACUGGUGCUUCAGGCGGUUUAGUCUUUAUAUGGAACUCUAUCCUGAUUAGGAAUGUCACGAUUACUAAGGGUUCUAGAUGGAUUGCUUUUGACUUUGUCUUUGAUAAUAUCCGUUAUCGUCAUAUUCUGGUUUAUGCUAGUAAUGUUACUUCUGAAAGAUUAUUGUUAUGGCAGGAGCUUUCUCACCUUAUGGGCUUCAUAGGUACUAUUUUUAUCAGUGGAGACUUUAAUGAGACUCUUUCUCCUGAGGAUAGGUGGAACAGCACAGUGUUUUCUCCUUCGAUUGAAGGCUUUUUACUUGGCAAAAUUCACUCUCGAAGUCACCAUGAGGAGUUCAGCAAUUUUGUUACUGAGAGUUGGGGUCUAGUUUGCUUAAAUUCUCAAAAUCUCAUUCGGAGGUUAAGAGAACUUCGGCAAGCCAUUAAAAAAUGGAACUCUGAGGUUUUUGGUGACCAUAACAAGCGUAUUAAGGAGCUUAAUCAAGAGAUUCUUGUUAAGGAAAUUGCUGCAGAAUCUGGGUUACUCACUGAGGCUGAAAAAGACGAUCUUAGCAAGCUCAAAUCUGAUUUAUGGACUGCAGAGAAAAGAGUUGACUCUCUUUGGGUUCAGAAGUCCAGGGAGAAAUGGAAUGUUGAGGGAGACAGAAAUACUAAGUUUUUUCAUAGUGUGGCUUCUACGCAUUAUAGAAAUAACCACAUUUCUUCUAUUCAAGUGGAAGACAAUAUCUUCAUAGAACCGAAGGAUAUCAGAUUUCACAUCAGGGAUUUCUUUAGUUCUCUCUUCAGCAAGAGUGACAGAGUCGUGUAUGACUUAUCGGGGUUGAAUUUCUCAAAAAUCACGGGUCCUCAGGCUGACCUUCUGACUAGACCGUUCAUGGAGAGUGAGAUUUUUGGUGCUCUAUGUUCUUGUGGAGAAAAAAGGCGACAGGGCCUGAUGGGUUCAACUUCUAUUUUUAUCGGAGAGCUUGGCCUAUUAUGA
Molecule: messenger RNA, 1182 nt
Organism: Mercurialis annua (annual mercury)
Lineage: Eukaryota; Viridiplantae; Streptophyta; Magnoliopsida; Malpighiales; Euphorbiaceae
Exons: 3
Coding region: 1-1182 (393 amino acids)
Source: RefSeq, a predicted model, not a curated record